Messenger RNA from Kickxella alabastrina, 767 nucleotides. RefSeq lists its product as uncharacterized. The record is from RefSeq and is a predicted model, not a curated record. NCBI's taxonomy places the organism in Eukaryota, Fungi, Kickxellomycota, Kickxellomycetes, Kickxellales, Kickxellaceae. The transcript has a single exon. Bases 50 to 370 code for a protein of 106 amino acids.
AAAAAAGUCUUCAAGCUUGAUCCCACAAAGUUUGCCAAGGCGGAAACAAAUGGUUGGUAUACAUCUGUUGAGGAUGCCGAGCGCACGCUCAACCACCCUGGCUUCAGUACACUUGAUUGCAAGUUAUAUGUUGAGUACCUCCUUGAGCGCCCAAAGGGUGCUUUUGUUUUGGGAGAAUAUUACCACAACACGCAGAUCCUCAGCAAGAGUCGGAAACAUGACAAUAGCAGCUCAAUUGACCCCUUGCACUGCAAACUCCGCUAUAUUUCCUCUGUUGACAGAAAGCGCGCCGACGUCAAACUCUCAAUCUUUGCGUGCAAAAUUUGAAUCAAAUGCAGUCCUUAUUCUUGGUAAUUGGACCCAGGCAUGAUCCGUCAUCACGAGCCAAUUCGUGGGAAGGGGCUGCGGGAAAUGAUAAUAGGCCAGUGAUUCAUUGUCUACUUGAUUGGCGAGUAUUGCACCUCAACAUUUUUCCUGGCGUGCGAGAGCAGGAUGGAGAAAUUUAACAAAAUUGAUGAUUCUCGUUUGAAGAAUCCCAAGCACAAGCACCACGUCGCAAUGGCAGCAGCAACAGAAUGGUCAGCAGCAGCAGAACCAGGUAGCCGCAACAGACAUAAAUAUAAUUCCAGCAGUAAAAAACCUCGCCAAAUUUUAUGCUACAGCUUACUCCAGUGCACAAUGGAAAACUGCCUGCAUACCUUCAGGGCCAACGGAACCAAGAUCAAGGAUGGCGAAAAAGUAUCAUCAGCCAGAUGAAAGUGGAAUCG